CAUGAAUAUAUUGAAUUUAAGUUGCAAGCAGUUUUAAUAAUUAUAAACGAUCUUAUUUUUUUAUAUACCCCACAUUCUGUGGUUGGGUUUUAAAUAAAAGCAGACUAAAUCCAGUUAUGAUCCUCCAGACCGCAUGCGAUCUGCCUGGGCGCUGUUUUAUCACGAGGGCUUGCAGAAACAUUUCCUCGCAUUUCCAGUGAAACAUGCCACCCAAGAAAAGAACACGAAGCAAAUCCACUAGACAUGCUGAUGCAGACGCCCAGCUCUGUGAGGGGUCUGAUGAUGUUGCACAACUCAAAACUGGCAAAAGAAACAGGUCGGCAGCAGUAACAAGUGAUGUGGAGAAAAAUAAAAAUGAUGACGCAAUCAAAUCAUCUUACAGCCACUGGCUCAUGAAGUCUGAACCUGAGAGUCGGAUUGAAAAUGGAGUGGACGUGAAGUUUGGAAUUGAGGACCUAAAAGCCCUUCCCAGUCAGACUGGAUGCUGGGAUGGAGUGAGGAAUUAUCAGGCACGUAAUUUCAUGAGAGAUAUGAAGGUGGGCCAGCAGGCUUUCUUUUACCACAGUAACUGCAAAGAGCCAGGUAUCGCAGGCCUCAUGAAGAUCGUAAAGGAGGCUUAUGUGGACCAUACACAAUUUGACAAGAAGGACGUGCAUUAUGAUCCCUCCAGCAAAGCAGACAACCCUAAAUGGAGUAUGGUGGAUGUUCAGUUUGAAAGGAUGACCAAGCGUUUCAUCCCUCUGACUGAGCUGAAGAAAUAUCACUUGCAGCACAAAGCUAAAGGUGGACCCUUAAAAGAUAUGGCCCUCUUCACCAGGGCCAGACUAUCAGUUCAGCCCCUUACUUCAGAGGAGUUUGACUUUGUCCUGAGUUUGGAGAAUGAAGAUCCAAUAUGAAAAUCACCAUAAAAGCCUGUUUCAUCUCAUCCUAUUAUGAUUCUCUCUCACUUUAAAUGUUAUAUAGUCAGUCUUUUCUUUAUGUAAUCUAUACUC
Sinocyclocheilus grahami is the source of this 992-nucleotide messenger RNA. RefSeq names its product thymocyte nuclear protein 1-like. The transcript has 7 exons. The coding region runs from base 204 to 896 and encodes 230 amino acids. NCBI's taxonomy places the organism in Eukaryota, Metazoa, Chordata, Actinopteri, Cypriniformes, Cyprinidae. Gene Ontology annotation, cellular component: nucleus. The record is from RefSeq and is a predicted model, not a curated record.